Ictalurus furcatus (blue catfish) is the source of this 1065-nucleotide messenger RNA. RefSeq names its product COPI coat complex subunit epsilon (gene cope). The transcript is spliced from 10 exons. The record is from RefSeq and is a predicted model, not a curated record. Gene Ontology annotation, biological process: intra-Golgi vesicle-mediated transport; endoplasmic reticulum to Golgi vesicle-mediated transport; retrograde vesicle-mediated transport, Golgi to endoplasmic reticulum. Lineage: Eukaryota; Metazoa; Chordata; Actinopteri; Siluriformes; Ictaluridae. Gene Ontology annotation, molecular function: protein binding; structural molecule activity. Gene Ontology annotation, cellular component: COPI vesicle coat. The coding region runs from base 49 to 951 and encodes 300 amino acids.
GGGUAGGAAAAGAACUAACCAAACAUCAUUCACAGCUAUUAUAACAACAUGGCGUCGCAGCAGGGAGAGGUAGAUGAGCUGUUCGAUGUGAAAAAUGCCUUUUAUAUCGGGAGUUAUCAGCAUUGCAUUAACGAGGCUCAGAAAGUAAAGACUUCCGGACCUGAGAAAGAACUGGAGAGGGAUAUUUUCCUGUACAGAGCGUACAUCGCACAGAGGAAGUACGGAGUGGUGCUGGAGGACAUAAAGCCAAGUUCCUCGGAGGAGCUGAAGGCCGUGCGGAUGUUUGCGGAUUACAUGUCCGGCGACGCCAAAAGGGACGCCAUCGUGGCUGAGCUGGAUAAGAAAAUGAGUAAGAGCGUGGACGUGUCCAACACCACCUUCCUGCUGAUGGCCGCGUCCAUCUACCUGCACGAGGGGAACACAGACGCGGCGCUGCGCACGCUGCACCAGGGCGAAAGCCUUGAGUGCAUGGCGAUGAGCGUUCAGAUCCUUCUCAAGCUGGACAGAGUCGAUGUAGCAAGGAAGGAGCUGAAGAAGAUGCAGGAGCAGGACGAAGACGCCACGCUGACUCAGCUGGCCACGGCCUGGGUGAACCUCGCUGUCGGAGGAGAGAAGCUGCAGGACGCCUUCUACAUCUUCCAGGAGAUGUCCGAUAAAUACUCGCCCACUCUGAUCCUGCUGAACGGCCAGGCCGCUUGCCACAUGGCCCAGUGCAAAUGGGACGAGGCCGAGUCGGUCCUGCAGGACGCCCUGGAUAAAGACAGCAGCCAUCCUGAAACGCUCAUCAACCUGAUCGUCUUAACGCAGCAUCUGGGGAAAGCUCCCGAGGUCACAAAUCGCUAUCUGUCUCAGCUAAAAGACGCCCACAAGUCUCAUCCUUUUGUGAAGGACUAUCUCGUCAAGGAGAACGAAUUCGACAGACUCGUGACACAGUACGCUCCCAGCGCCUGAACCCAGCCGACACCCGAGCUUCUGUGCCACACGUCUUGUUUUUCUUUUGAUUUAUUAUUCUGUUAUUCUAUAAGCAUUCCUGUAUACUGAGUUAAUAAAUCCCUUUAUGCCACA